GAGCAAGCAAGCAACAGACAGGAUGCCAAAAAGUGCAGACCGGUGGAGAGCUUUCACGCGCUGAGAAGAAAAGUCCUCCCGAAAACGAUCGGCCGGUGGAGGGAGAGAAAGAGAGACAGAGAGAGAGAGAGAGAGAGAGAGAGAAGGAAAGAAAGAAAGACGCAAAACAAGACGUGGUUUCUCGGCGACAACUUGCGCGCAGCGCCAGCGGAGUUUGAGCGGCAGCAUUGUUCUGACUUCACUCCAGAGGGGCCACUCCGAGGAGAGGACGCACACAAAAGGACAAAAACUUUAAAAAAAGAGAAAGAAGGAAAGAAAGAAAGAAAAAGAGAGAGGACUAAAGGAGCCACGCUUUUGGCGUUUAAAGUGCCAGUGAUGAUGGUGGAAUCGGCUUCUGAGACCAUUCGAACUACGCCGUCCAACCAAAAUGGAGUCAGCAGCCUAAGCAGCCAAUCGGACGGAGGGGGAGGUAGAGAGGGCGGGUCCAACGGAGACACCAAUGGAGAGAUUAGCCCGGUCGACUUAUUGCACCUGCAACAGCAACAGGCACUCCAGGCAGCCAGACAGUUCCUCCUCCAGCAGGCCUCUGGACUCAACUCCCCUGGAAGCAACGAGGUCAAACAGAGCCCUGUGCAGGUGCCUGUGUCUAUGGCCAUGAUGAGUCCACAGAUGAUCACUCCUCAGCAGAUGCAGCAGAUCCUGUCCCCUCCUCAGCUCCAGGCUCUGCUGCAGCAACAACAGGCUCUUAUGCUCCAGCAGUUACAGGAGUACUACAAGAAGCAACAGGAGCAGUUGCAUCUCCAGCUUUUGACUCAGCAGCAGCAGCAGCAACAGCAGCAGCAGCAGCAGCAGCAGCAGCAGCAGCAGCAGCAGCAGCAGCAGGUCGGGAAGCAAGCAGCAAAAGAGCAGAUCAGCAGUAAGCAGCUGGCCUUCCAGCAGCAGCUGAUCCAGAUGCAGCAGCUUCAACAGCAACACAUCCUCAAUCUGCAGAGACAAGGCCUGGUUCCCCUGCAGCCCACCGCCGCCAUGCAGUCUCUUCAGCAAGCAAUGUGUCCGUCAGACCUCCAACAGCUGUGGAAGGAGGUGUCGGGGGUGCAGAGCACCGAGGAGGCCCUCAAGCAGGCCGAAGGCCUGGACCUGAGCACCAACAGCUCCAAUUCUACCUCAGCCUUCCCCAAAGCUGCAAGCGCUCACAUUCCACUGCACAGCCUGCCCAAUGGACAGAGCCACACCCCAAAGAGAGACAGAGCCAGACUGUUUGAGUGGAUAUCGUCCUUCUCCAAGGCAGACAGCGCAGAUGACCAUGUCCCUCUUUAUUCCAAAGGCAGCCAACCGCCCAGCAGCCAUCACGAGGAGCAGAGCAGCUCCCAUCCCCUUUACGGUCAUGGAGAGUGUAAGUGGCCUGGCUGCGAAGCACUGUGUGAGGACAUGGGACAGUUCAUCAAGCACUUGAACAAUGAGCACGCCCUCGAUGACCGCAGCACUGCCCAGUGCAGAGUCCAGAUGCAGGUGGUUCAGCAGCUGGAGAUACAGCUGGCGAAGGAGAGUGAGCGACUCCAGGCCAUGAUGACCCACCUGCACAUGCGUCCUUCAGAGCCAAAACCUUUUAACCAACCUCUGAACCUGGCUUCCAGUGGCUCUCUGUUAAAGAGGGAUACUGACAUCUAUCCAGAGGGUCUUCCCCACCCCCCCACCUCAGCCGCCACCCCAAUCACCCCGCUGCGCCAGGGACCCUCCGUCAUCAGCUCUUCCAGCCUGCACACACACUCCCACUCCCACACGCACCCCGUCGGGCCCAUACGUAGGCGCAACUCCGACAAAUACUGCACCCCUAUUGCCUCAGAGCUCGCCCAAAACUGUGAGUUCUACAAGAACGCUGAUGUCAGGCCUCCCUUUACCUACGCCUCUCUUAUACGCCACGCCAUUCUGGAGUCUCCAGACAGACAGUUGACCCUCAAUGAGAUCUACAACUGGUUUACACGAAAGUUUGCGUAUUUUAGGAGAAAUACGGCCACAUGGAAGAACGCCGUGCGCCACAACUUGAGUCUGCACAAGUGCUUCGUUCGCGUGGAGAACGUGAAAGGUGCCGUGUGGACCGUGGACGAAGUCGAAUACCAAAAGAGGAGACCACCAAAGAUGACCGGAAGUCCCACUCUGGUGAAAAACAUGAUUUCGGGCUUGGGUUUUGGCUCCCUAAACGCUAGCUACCAGGCGGCUCUGGCAGAGAGCAGUCUGUCCCUGCUCAACAGCCCCCCCCUGGUGACUCCUCCGUCUGCAGCCAGCCUCAACAUGUUACACGUGGGCCACGAUGAUGUCAGCUCCACCGUGGAGCAGGUGAACAGCAACGGCAGCUGCAGCCCAACACUCAGCCCUCACCAGUACAGCCACUCGGUGCACGUGAAGGAGGAGCCCACUGAGGUGGAGGAGGACUGUCGGCCCGUCUCCCUCCUGGCCAGCAUCGCACACAGCAUGCCGCUGCCGAGCGACGAGCGCGACCUGGAGGAGGAUCUUCCCACCGAGGAGCUGGAGUAGGACGGGAACUCACCAAGAUCAACCCCGGAGCUCUUGCACCGGUGCGAAGCGGGAUUAAAAUCACAAAAGAGCAACGCUCAAGAGAAAAAAAAAAAAAGUUUUUUUUGUUCGUUUUAAAGAAAGUUCGAGCAACUACGAAAUGACAUUGGGGGGAAAAAUUAAAAACUCA
Messenger RNA from Nematolebias whitei (Rio pearlfish), 2701 nucleotides. RefSeq names its product forkhead box P4 (gene foxp4). NCBI's taxonomy places the organism in Eukaryota, Metazoa, Chordata, Actinopteri, Cyprinodontiformes, Rivulidae. Bases 376 to 2532 code for a protein of 718 amino acids. Gene Ontology annotation, biological process: regulation of transcription by RNA polymerase II. The transcript has 18 exons. The record is from RefSeq and is a predicted model, not a curated record. Gene Ontology annotation, molecular function: DNA-binding transcription repressor activity, RNA polymerase II-specific; RNA polymerase II cis-regulatory region sequence-specific DNA binding. Gene Ontology annotation, cellular component: nucleus.